CUCCGGCAGCGGUGGGGGGGAGGGCCGGGGAGCGGUUCACCGCCCUCGGACGUCAUGCGUCCGCGUGCCCGACUCCCGGCUCAAAUAUCCGCUCCUCCUCGAGUCGGACAAGGGGGCACCCCCAUUGGCGAGCGCAGGUCCCGAGGCUGGAUAGGCACCGCCUAUUUUCGGGAUUGGGCCAGCCUCGUAUCUACCGGCCAAUGGCGCCCACCCCUGCUCUCGGCCACGCCCCAUCACUAGGCGCGGGCGCGCGGCCGGCUCGCGUUCCGGGGUCCCCGCCCCCUCCGUGAGCGCCGCUCUCCGCGGCCGCCACCGCCAGUAACCUGCGCCGCCAGGAUGUGGCUGGGGGCUGACGUCGGGUCCAGAUGUGGCCCCGGCCCCGCCCACCCCCGGGGGCCGGGCCGCCCACACCGAGCCGCGGCGCGCACGGCUGCUGUCCCGCCUGCCACAAUGCGCGGGGAGGCUGCGGCCGCAACUUGGCGCGGUUGUCCCUAACGUCGCCGCUCGGCAUCCAUAGGACAGGCCGCGCCUGACGCCAGGCGGGAACCCCACUGUCCGCGCCCCCCAUGCACUCACUCUUCGGUGCCCGGCUGGGCGGGCGUCUCGCGGACGCGGAGUCGCGCGGGUGACGGCAGAGGCGGCUGCGCGCCCAGCCCAGCCCGCGGUGAGGGCGCGCCGCGCACCCGCCCCCCACAGCUCUCCCGAGGCCGUGGGUGCGGAUGCACCGCUGACGACUCGCAGCGCCGACCAGAGCCGCCUGCCGGGUGGCCGGAGUCCGCAGCAUGGCAGCCGCCGCCUAUGUGGACCACUUCGCCGCUGAGUGCCUCGUGUCCAUGUCGAGCCGCGCGGUCGUGCACGGGCCGCGGGAGGGGCCGGAGCCCGGACCCGAGGGCGCGGCCGCCGCUGUUGCUGCCACGCUGCCCCGUGUCGAGGAGCGUCGCGACGGCAAGGACAGCGCCUCGCUCUUCGUGGUGGCGCGGAUCCUGGCGGACCUCAACCAGCAAGCUCCAGCGCCGGCCGCGGUGGAGCGCAGAGAGGGCGCGGCAGCCCGGAAGGCGAGGACCCCCUGCCGCCUGCCGCCUGCACCUCCACCCGCUCCCGAGCCCGCUUCCCCCGGAGGCGAAGGCGUAGCGGCCGUGCCCCUCAGUCCCGCGUGGAGCGAGCCCGACCCCGAGCCGGAGGCAGGGCUGGAGCCCGACCGAGAGCCGGGGCCCUCGGGGAGCGGCGAGCCCGGCUUCAGACAAAGAGGCCGGCGGGGCCGAAGUCGCGCCGACCUCGAGUCCCCGCAGAGAAAGCACAAGUGCCACUACGCGGGCUGUGAGAAAGUUUACGGGAAAUCCUCGCACCUCAAGGCGCACCUGAGAACUCACACAGGUGAGAGGCCCUUUGCCUGCAGCUGGCAGGACUGCAACAAGAAGUUCGCGCGCUCGGACGAGCUGGCACGGCACUACCGCACGCACACGGGCGAGAAGAAGUUCAGCUGCCCCAUCUGCGAGAAGCGCUUCAUGCGCAGCGACCACCUGACCAAGCACGCACGCCGCCAUGCCAACUUCCAUCCAGGCAUGCUGCAGCGGCGUAGCGGGGGCUCGCGGACCGGCUCCCUCAGCGACUACAGCCGCUCCGAUGCCAGCAGCCCCACCAUCAGCCCGGCCAGCUCGCCCUGAGCCCGCCUGGCCGCCGCGGGGCAGCCCCGUAGCACAGCCCCACCAGCCUGUCCGCGGGCCUGGCUGCCGCCGCUGUCCGGUGCCCCAGGCCGAGGACCCCUCCCAUACCACAGCCAUGAGCAGAUGCUCUCACGUACUCUAGUGAUUCUGUGUCUUCUCCUUUUGUACUAAGAAGAGAGAACUUGGUCAACAACAAAGCCCCAAUUUUCUUCACCUCAGGUGUCAAAGUAAAUUUGUAAAAAAACAAAAAAUUUUCAAAAAACACCAUCCACAAAUUGCACAAUAGACAUAGUCACGAAGGUGAGAUUCAGCGGUGUUGAACCCCCCCCUUUCUCAGGGAUGGACAUCUUCCACGAGGUCAGUGAGGACACCCCCUUCCUGCCGCCUUACUCUGUACAUAGAUUUGCACUCUGGAGUUUUCUGUUAGGUUGGGAACACACUGGCGAUGGAGCAGGCGAAGCAGUGCAGGUGGAGCUCAGCGUCCGGCCUGCAGGUCAGUCCGUUGGUCCAGCUGGAGCAGGCGGGCUCACUGACAUUUGUGCUUCCGGGGCAGAUUCCUGAGCAAGGGGCCCCACGUCUCCCCCCUCCUGCCCACCCACCCAGCCUCCAGCCUCUGCUCCCAAGGGCCCCACUGGGCCCAGUACAUGAAUGGUUCAGAGGGAUGCCUUAAGCUGUGCUGGGCAAAAGAAGCACCGCACCUGGAGACACUGCAGAGGCCCCUGCCCUUCGUGGGGCUCUGUGCGUCUCUCUCUCUCUGCCUCCAGGAGCCCUUCUUGGGGGCCUCUUGGAGCACUGGAAGGAGACGCAAGCCCCAGGUGGGCAGACCACUGCACCAUCGGUCAUCCACCGUGACAGCCUGGGCCAUGAGGUACAUGCCCCACACGGGGAUGACUGCUCACUCUGUGUCCCUGCAGAAGACACACAGGGACCUUUCACUUUGCCGUGUUCCCUGGCCAGAAAAUAGAGCCUGGAAAUCUGGUCAUCUACAAAGAUGUCUGAUAGUGUUGGUGCACCCGGAUCCCUUGUUC
Manis pentadactyla (Chinese pangolin) is the source of this 2692-nucleotide messenger RNA. It is a transcript of the gene KLF13, whose product is annotated as KLF transcription factor 13. The transcript has 2 exons. The coding region runs from base 783 to 1664 and encodes 293 amino acids. Gene Ontology annotation, biological process: regulation of transcription by RNA polymerase II. Lineage: Eukaryota; Metazoa; Chordata; Mammalia; Pholidota; Manidae. Gene Ontology annotation, molecular function: RNA polymerase II cis-regulatory region sequence-specific DNA binding; DNA-binding transcription factor activity, RNA polymerase II-specific. The record is from RefSeq and is a predicted model, not a curated record.